Messenger RNA from Amoebophrya sp. A120, 1596 nucleotides. The record is from the annotation of a GenBank genome assembly. NCBI's taxonomy places the organism in Eukaryota, Dinophyceae, Syndiniales, Amoebophryaceae.
GGGAGCGCCUCUCCCGUACUUGUCAUACCGGUGGUUCUUCUUCGUCGUAGUAGAGCUCUAGUUCUAUUUUUUCUCUGCCACCUCAAAAAUUCUAGUUGUUGCCACAACGAUAUUAAAAUGGCCGCUCAAGACACAUUCGUCGUGCAGCCGCGCGCCGACCGGAUGACGUUCAUGACCCGCGCUGGCCUGAUGAAGACGCCGGCGGUCGCGCCAGGGUUGGUUUCCACUGCUGCAUCGGCGGGCCAAUACGAAAUUCGUAUUGGCCCCCCGAUCCAAUGGAACGGGCCACGAUGCUUUUCUAUGCAUUGCAGAAGCAGCGUACUAGUAUGAAUUGCAUUACAAAUUUGCUCAUCAUGAGAAAUAAGAUUUGUCAUGCUGUUUUACCUUUGGAUGGAGAUUUGUAGUGCACAACUGCGAUUACUACGAGUACGAUACUUUUGCAUUGCAUACUUUCCUUCGUCGCCAACGCGCCGGCGUACCGGGCCCACUUAUCCUGUGUAAAAGUAUCGUACCCGUAGUAGUAAUUGCAUUUAUGCAUUUCUCGAGGUCACUCAGCACUACAAAUUGAAUUUGUAAUGCUGGGGGAAUUUGUAAUGCAAUUUAUACUAGUUGUGCGAUGCUUUUGCAUUGCAUACCACUGCAGCAGCGGUGACGGUGGCCAGUUCAUCCGGCUGACGCGUAUCAUGCGUAAUGUUGAGGCACCAGCGUCAUGCCUGGGCGCCGGCGCGCUUUUCAUAUAUAAAAACUGCGCUGCCUAUAGUCGGCCCCUCGCCCCACCCGUGUUUAUUUAUCUGAAUCUGACUGCGUUGUUAUUUUGGUUUUCGUUUUGCAAAAGGCGAGGGCCUCUAUUUUCGUAGAAAACGCGAAGUGUUAGUGUUGUCACGUGUGGCGCUGGUACUACAUUUAUUUUCCGCACGACGCCUACCCUCUCGCCGGCCGAGAAACACCUGUACAGUGUGCGACCCCCACCAGGGAUGACCUACGCCGACGCCAGGCCCCCGGCGGCGGCUUUGCGGCGCAGCUACGCGGUGCCGAGCGACCUGCAGGACUUGGGUCGCGCGGGCAAGCAGAAGAAGUAGCUUCGGCGUCUUCGAUCGCAGCCGAUUUUCAUCUUCGGGCAAACCGAAAUAUAACGACGAGGAUAGACUAGGAGAAAAAAGUAGCGCGCGGAGCUAAUGGUAGAAAUGGGGAGGCAAGUCGCGCACUAUUCUGGAUGAUACCAAGUAAGAACAGCACCAGGCUACAAAUGAUCCACUCAGAUGCGUCGCGUGCUUCUAGUUAUCAAAAGGCAUUGAUGAUAAAGAUAAAAAGGCCGCUCUCCGUCCCAGCAGACAAUGAUAGUUCGUAGACAAGUAUAUCAAAUGAACAAGGAACAAUACUUCAUCAAAUAAACGAGGAACACUGAUACCGAGCUAGUUGAUACAAAAGUAAGCUUUCUCAGCUUCGCCGUGGGCCACCACGUGAAAGGUGCAGUACAAGAAUUUUCAAAAAACCACCACGCUCGACUUCCUGUCUUGCUCAAACAUUGGCUUGGAAGUAGAUUAUUGAGCCGAACAAUCGCUAAAUUUGCGAUGCAUUUCUACAACUUGAAAACAC